AGGAGGCUACAAUGAAGAAAUUUAGUAGUUCACUAAGUGAAGUUGUCAAUCGAGAAAAUCAGAAUGAAAUACUUUAUGUGUAUUGUGAUGCUUGCAGUCGUCGCGCUGGUAAAAGCCGAUGACUGGAGCCCAAAGACCGCUGAUGAUAUUAAAAGUAUUCGCGAGGAAUGUGUCAAACAAGCGCCAGCCAGCGAUGAGGAAUUCGAAAAGAGGAAAGAGAAUGAAUAUCCCGAUGUAGAGUCAGUGCGAAAGUGUCUGUGCACUAGUAAAGCAUGGGUCUACGAGGAUG
Molecule: messenger RNA, 289 nt
Organism: Bactrocera oleae (olive fruit fly)
Lineage: Eukaryota; Metazoa; Arthropoda; Insecta; Diptera; Tephritidae
Source: RefSeq, a predicted model, not a curated record